CAGUUGACACAAUUUUCAAUUUUGUGCUUUAAAAUGCGUGUAUGUGCUAUAAAUGUGUGCAGAAACUAUAAGGGUCGACUAAAAACGACACACAAGGUCACCUUCCAUGCGAUACCAACUGAUCCUGUUAUAAAAAGUAAAUGGAUAGACAUUAUUAGAAAAAGCCGAGGAGAGGAUUACUGGAAACCGACAAAAAAUACAGUGGUCUGCUCUGAUCAUUUUCAUAAUAAAGACAUUUAUAUAAAAAAUCAAACAGGACCCCGAAGACUGAAAAAGGGAGUGGUACCGUGCAAAGCAUUAUUCUUAUUCCCAGCUACGUCUGAAGGAAGCGCUAGCUCUGACGAAGAAGCAGGAGAAAUAAAAGAUGGAUAUACCAAACGGCCGGCAUUGCACAGCAUAUUCUUAUCCUCACCAAAUUCUCAAGGUAGCGCAAUCCCUGACGAUGGAGAGGGAGUAAUAAAUGAUGGAUUUACCAAACAGCUGAUGCCUUCCACAUCAAAAAAAAUUGAAAACAAUAAUUCAGAAGCAGAUGACCAACCGCUUUCUUCUGCCGCGGGAACUUCAACCGACGUAUUAUUUCCUUCUACUGCUAAACCUUCAAAAGCCUUGACGGAUAUCGAAGAUUUUUCAGACCUGGACUCUGUUUUUGAUUCCCCUCAAGAAGCCAAGUUGCGAAAAGAGUUGAGAAAAAAAACUGCGCUACAAAAAAAACACAUCCUUAAAAUUCAAUGCCUCCGACGAAAAAAUUUGCGACUGCAAAGGAAACUUGCCUCGUUUAAACAAAUAAUCCAGACUUUAAAAAAAGAGAGAUGCAAUAAGGAAUAAAGAGUGACCACCAAACAUCACAACACCAAUAUUCUAUUCUAUAUAUGUAUAGGUAUACAUCUAUAUUACCAACACCAUAAGACAUUGUUAAAUAAAUAAGUUUUUUUGGAAAAAAUAA
Molecule: messenger RNA, 943 nt
Organism: Plutella xylostella (diamondback moth)
Lineage: Eukaryota; Metazoa; Arthropoda; Insecta; Lepidoptera; Plutellidae
Molecular function (GO): sequence-specific DNA binding
Source: RefSeq, a predicted model, not a curated record